UAGCACAAAUUUUGUAUUUCACUACGUGGAAUGGCCCAAUCACAAAGUUCGUUAUUUUGACCAAUAGCGGCGUUCGUUAUUUCUACCAAUCAAAACCAUGCAAAUCACUAUCGGGUCGAAUCGAGUUAUUACAGAAAGCGUCUCCCAGCAUUGUGGUUCUAGUUGAUUGCUAGUGAAAAUUGUGUUUUGAUUGUGGUUGAAAGGUGAAACGAAAUGGCUCGUACCAAGCAGACUGCCCGUAAAUCUACCGGAGGUAAAGCACCUCGCAAACAGCUAGCGACGAAAGCGGCCCGCAAAUCGGCACCCUCAACUGGCGGAGUUAAGAAACCGCAUCGUUACCGUCCGGGUACCGUGGCCCUUCGUGAAAUUCGUCGCUACCAAAAGUCGACUGAAUUGCUCAUUCGUAAAUUGCCGUUCCAGCGCUUGGUCAGAGAAAUUGCGCAAGAUUUCAAAACCGAUUUACGUUUCCAAUCUGCUGCCAUUGGUGCCCUUCAGGAAGCCAGCGAGGCGUACUUGGUCGGCCUAUUCGAAGACACGAAUCUCUGCGCCAUUCACGCGAAGCGUGUCACAAUUAUGCCGAAAGAUAUUCAGUUGGCUCGCCGAAUUCGUGGUGAACGAGCUUAAAUUGUUUUAUUAUGUAAAUUUUCGCAACAUAUAUUUAUGUUUUUCCUUAAUUUCUUUAUUAAUGUAAUUUAUCAAUAUUAGUGUUCAUUAUUCUGUAAGGUGUAGUAUGUAGAAUUAUAUUUUAAGUGUUUCGUACGAAGUUUAAAAGGUAAGUCAUUUGAAAAUUUAGACAUCGGUUAAGUCUGUAGUAAAAUGUAUUAGUUAA
Molecule: messenger RNA, 829 nt
Organism: Photinus pyralis (common eastern firefly)
Lineage: Eukaryota; Metazoa; Arthropoda; Insecta; Coleoptera; Lampyridae
Product: histone H3.3
Exons: 3
Coding region: 214-624 (136 amino acids)
Cellular component (GO): nucleosome
Molecular function (GO): structural constituent of chromatin; DNA binding; protein heterodimerization activity
Source: RefSeq, a predicted model, not a curated record